Messenger RNA from Ostreobium quekettii, 891 nucleotides. The record is from the annotation of a GenBank genome assembly. NCBI's taxonomy places the organism in Eukaryota, Viridiplantae, Chlorophyta, Ulvophyceae, Bryopsidales, Ostreobiaceae.
AUGAUCAAGAACUGGACGGUCCCUGGCGUACUGGCGAUGGGACUGUUGCUUUCCAUUCUGGGGGGAAUCGCGUUCUCGACGCUUGCCGGCCCAUCCGGCAUCCCGUCUUUUGAAGGAUGUUAUGCAGCAAAUACGUCAUUCAAGAACACCACUGAUGCAAGCGCUGAGGACCUGGAUCACAAGGUGGGAUGGCCCAUGCAAUCAGCAGAAAGAUACCCCUAUCUGGUCCGUCUGCAAACUGGGGCACACGCAGGAUUCUGCACCGGAGUUGUCAUCCACAAGCAGCUCGUCCUGACCACGGCGAGUUGCAUUGACUUGGCGGGACCGUAUCCCAACGUCGUGCUUGGCUACCCUGGCUGGAGUGGAGGGUGGGCGCCUGGAAUACAGGAACUGCGUGCCGAGUGGGCAAGCAUGCACCCCGGAUGGAAGGGCUCGGCUGCUGGCUGCUGCAACGCCGCCAUUGUGAAGCUGCCCAAACGCGUGAAUGUGACGGCUCCCACCCUCGCCGGUGAAAAUUUCGCUGUUUACAGAGGUCUAAUUUUGGAAGGGAUCAACCCAGCGGAUGUGCCGAAGCUCUCCCGAUGGAAGGCAGUGCAGUCCAGCAUUUGCCAGGGACCUGGACAUAGUCAAGAGGGAUCCUUUUGCCUCGUGCCAGAAUCGGCGCAAUCCAAUGCUGGUGUGAUGGCAAUGAUUCUGGACAACUAUUCAAUGGGAAAUGGCACGGCGAGAGGCCUGCCUGGACUGGACCUCUUCGUUGGCCUCUGCAUUCCGACCAACUCCACGUUUGAAAGUGAAAGUGUCAUUCCGGGCUCAGCGCAGGACCGCGCGGUCGACUGUGCGAGCAUCAGUGGCAUCAGAAAAUGGAUCGAGCAGCACAAAUCCCAAGUGUGA